Messenger RNA from Corticium candelabrum, 2130 nucleotides. RefSeq lists its product as uncharacterized. NCBI's taxonomy places the organism in Eukaryota, Metazoa, Porifera, Homoscleromorpha, Homosclerophorida, Plakinidae. Bases 145 to 1881 code for a protein of 578 amino acids. The transcript has a single exon. The record is from RefSeq and is a predicted model, not a curated record.
GACUAUGAUCACAACUUGAACUGCACUUGGCUUAUACGAGCACCUACAGGAACUACUCUAGGUCUCGAGUUCACUUCCUUCUCGCUGGAAACCGCAGACCCCAAGACAGGUAAAUGCUACGAUUACGUAGAGAUUAUAGAUGGUAUGGACUCGUCUGAUUCGUUGGGACUCUACUGUGGUCUACUGGCUGGACGUAUUUCUCGACCGUUCGUGUCAACCAAGUCUACAAUGCUGCUCAAGUUUUACACAGACAAAGAUAUCUCUGCUCAAGGUUUUACGGUGAGAUACCGGGCAGAAGCUGUGCCAAUCAAAGAACCGAAAAUACCUGCGACUAAUACAAUAGAUCUUCAUCUACAAGCUGCCGGAAAAAUUUUAUUAGAUGGAGAAGUAGUUGUGGGAAGCAACAAAGUACCGUUAUUGGCCACUCUCCAACAGCUGAAUCAAUCCAUAGUUAGUUAUCAAAAUCAACAAACAAUUGAUGACACACUUAGUCGCAUUACCCAACUCGAAGAAUCAAUCAACGCACUCGUGUUUGCUUUGGGGCAAUCUAGCUUGAGUAAUACGUCUAUACUUCAUCCCAAAUGCUCGGGUAAUUGCAGUGGUAACGGUAUUUGUACCUUCCAGUACAACUCAACUGCUGCUGAAUGGGUACCGGCUUGCUCAUGCUACCCCGGAUAUUUGAGACCCGCCUGUUUGUCCAGAGUGCAAACGUUGGAAGGCGAUGGAAGCGACGGCACCAAAAUUAUUUCUAAAACAGAGAAUUUUACAACUUGUGUUACUCUUUCAGGUAGCGCUGUCACAGGCUCUACCGUAAUUGCAAUUAACUACGUUGUGCCUUGGUUAAAAGACGGAGAUGAAAUUCUAGUUAUUCAAAUGCAAGGGCAGACUGCCGGUUUGUUUGAGUUCAAUAGAGUUCAAAAGGUUUCCCGUUCAACACUUCAUCUCACACAUCCACUUGUGCACAACUACUCAACAUCUAUCAAGACAAGAGCACAAGUAGUCAAAGUGCCCAACUACUCUGAAUUUAGAAUCAAGAAAAACGGAAAACUUGUCGCACAAGCCUGGAAUGGUACGAGCGGUGGAGUAGUAGCCAUUAGAGCUAAGACGUUUACUAUUGACGAAGGAGGAUCCAUUGACGCUGACGGAAAAGGUUUUCGUGGUGGCCCAAAAAGAGCUGGCGGCGGAUACUGGAGUGGAGUAACAGGAGAGUCGUGGCAAGAUACAGGUUUUCCUAGAAAAGAUAAAAAUGGUAGAAAUGCUGGAGGAGGUGGAUCGUCCCUCUGUUACUGUCUUUACAUAGCAGGAGGAGGAAGUUAUGGUUCCGUAGGCUUAUCUUCUAUGGGGAGACCGACAUGUGGUAAUGGUGGUGUGCAUGGCCAGCCCGGUGCUGUGUACGGCAGCUCUAGUCUGACAAAACUUUUCUUAGGUUCGGGAGGAGGAGGAGGUUGCUCUUAUCACGUAUCAAGCAGCACAUAUAUGGGACAUGGCAAAUGUGUUCCAAAUUCUGGCUCGAAUGGUGGAGGCAUUAUUUACAUCGGUGCUGCAACGGCAACUCUACACGGCACACUAACAUCAGUAGGAAACAAUAACAUCGCAAAAGCAACUGGCAAUUGUCGUCUAACCGUCGGUGGACCAGGUAGUGGUGGUUCUAUAUUACUGAGGGCUACAACGGUGACACUGGAUGCUGCAACCGGUGUUUUCAAUAUUAGUGGAGGAGGCCGUGUCCAAAUCUACAGCACCACCUACACUGGAACAGGUGGUAGCGGAAGAGCUCGAGUAGAUUUCGAGACUCUAAACGGAUAUCCACACCAUAGUGCCAGUGCAAAGACAAUACAGUCUUCAUUUCCAGAAAUAGGAUAUUGGGGAAGUGUCGUCCCCUAGUUGAUUACGACAACAGAGUGAGUAAAAAACUGAACAAAUUUAGCUUCUGCAACUACGUAAACAACAAUAGAUUGGGACAAGAACAAGUUCAUCUCGAUUUAGAUUUAGCGUUUGACCGUAGAUAUAGUGCAUGUUAAUACAUUAUUUCAGUUUGUUUGCGUUGUUUGGUUGUUCUGACCACGUUCUUCUUAGAAAUUAUAUUGUAUUGGUGUGUAAUUUAAAUAAAGUAUUUGAAUACACCGUUUGCAA